AACGCCAGUGCGAGACCACGUGAGAAAGAGGAACGUAUUAGUGUCUAUUAGUUAUUAGAGAAAUAAAGGUUGUGGGGAUUAUAAAUCAAACGGAUUUACGCGGUGUAGUCUUUGAGGGUCGAAAAGAGCUUGUGUUAUUGUCAGGAAAGCGCAGAGCAAACUGUACUGAGUGUGUUUUGCAGUACCGGAGUUGAUGUUUUGAUCUCCAGUGUUCCAGUGAAGUGUGCAUUGAGUGAACUGGUCAUGUAUGUUUGUGGAAGAUGUGUGAUGUAUCUGCAGUCGAGGCUCUUGUGUGUAAAAGCACAACAUGUUCACAUCAUUAAACUCUGGCAUCUUCCUGAAAGCACGACUCGCAUCCACACAGCCCUGCUUCAUCACCAGAGCACCCAGAAGGACAGAUGGAGAUCACAGACGUGGACUCGGUUCUUUAGUGAUCACAGAAGCAGAAUUACAGAGCAGGAAAUUCCUGACCACGCUGUAGAGCCAGUCAUGAACUCUGAACUUCAACAAGUUUCCAGUGCAUCAGGACCAGUUCCUGCAGAUCACACCUCCAUCGAUUUAGAUGCACUGUCCUGUCCAUCUCCAUUUGAAGAAAUUAGUGAUGAAGAUGCCAUACAGAUCUUUGUGCCCCCAAACCUUUCACCCACCACCUUCACACUCCGAGAUUAUGUAGACAAAUCAGAGACCCUAACAAAUCUGCUACACUUGGGGGUUAAUCUGUCCAAGCUAGAGGAACGUCCUAAUGUGGGCUCUAUGCUGGUGAGGCUGGAUUUUGAAAAAGAUGUGGUACCACGGCUCCUUUUCCUGAAAGAUCUGGGGGUUCAGGACUUUCAGCUGGGUCCGAUACUCACUAAGAACCCCUUUCUGCUCACUGAGAGUUUGGAAAAUCUGCAGGCCAGGGUUUCAUAUUUGAAAUCGAAAAAAUUCACUUCAGAGUCUGUUGCUGCGAUGGUGAGCAAAGCCCCAUAUUUACUGAACUUCAGUGUGAAGAGGUUAGACAAUCGGCUGGGAUUUUUCCAGCAGCAGCUAGGCCUCAGUGCUCACAAGACCCGGGAUGUUGUGACUCGUCUGCCUAGGUUACUGUGUGGCAGUUUAGAGCCAGUAAAGGAAAACCUGAAGGUUUGCGAACUAGAGUUUGGUUUUCAGAGAAAUGAAAUCCAGCACAUAGCCACUGCUGUUCCAAAAGUGUUAACAGCUAAUAAAAAGAAACUAACACAAAUAUUUGACUUUGUCCACAACACCAUGGGUGUUCCUCACUUUCUCAUUACAAAGUUUCCACAGGUCCUGAAUGCAAAAUUCCUUCGAAUAAGAGAACGACACCUUUUUCUUGAGUACUUGGGUCGUGCUCAUUAUGAACCGAAUCAUCCCAGUUACAUCUCUCUGGAGCGCCUGGUAGCUCUGCCUGAUGAGACCUUCUGCUCUGAAGUGGCUUUAACCUCUCUGGAUGAUUUUGAACGAUUUCAGAAAACUGUGUAGUAGUAAAAGUUGCAUUGGGUCUA
This is a messenger RNA of Silurus meridionalis, 1499 nucleotides long. RefSeq names its product mitochondrial transcription termination factor 3 (gene mterf3). Gene Ontology annotation, cellular component: mitochondrion. The transcript is spliced from 7 exons. Gene Ontology annotation, molecular function: double-stranded DNA binding. Bases 244 to 1476 code for a protein of 410 amino acids. Gene Ontology annotation, biological process: mitochondrial ribosome assembly; regulation of DNA-templated transcription. The record is from RefSeq and is a predicted model, not a curated record. NCBI's taxonomy places the organism in Eukaryota, Metazoa, Chordata, Actinopteri, Siluriformes, Siluridae.